CAGUCAGUCCGUUUUAUAUUUAUAAUUCUUUUGUAUUCUGUAUUUUUGUAACAACGCCUUUUUUUUUGUAAACCUUUAUAAAUACUGCUCGACAUCACAUCAUCAUAAUUUAAUAAACUAUAUUAUAUCAUCAUCUUCAGUUAGUUAUAUUUCUCUGUCUGAACCCCACAAUAUCAAAGAAGUGAAGUUGACAUUUAAAUAAAAUAAUUUAAAUAAGAAACAUGACUGAUAAUCCCCACUUGAUUCUGAAAACUGAUGAUGAAGAUAGUGAUAAAAGAGAUGAUGAAAGUGAGUCUAUACCGCCUGAAAUUAUUGAAAGAGCAAAUGAGGUGAUCAAUAAUCUAACUCCUGCAACAUCACGAUCAAAAUAUGAAUCGGCAUACCGAAAAUUUAUGUUGUGGCGAACAGCAAAACGGAUUACAAGUUUUUCUGAAGCGGUUUUUUUAAAGUAUUUUAGUGAACUUUCCGAAACCCUCUUGCCGUCAAGUUUAUGGGCGAAAUAUUCAAUGUUGCGAAGCAUGGUUGAUAUUAAGCACAACCUCAAUAUAUUCAAUUAUUCAAGAUUAAUUGCUUUUUUAAAGCAAAAGAAUAAAGGUUUUAAGAGCAAGAAAGCUAGAACAUUGAGUCCUGAACAAAUUGACCGAUUCCUGCGUGAAGCUCCAGACCGCGAAUUCUUGGCUACAAAGGUUGCUUUAAUUUUUGGGGUGCUAGGUGCAUGUCGGCGAAAAGAAUUGUGUAACGUAAUGAUGGAUGAUAUACAAGAUAAAGGUGACAUGCUAUUGGUAAAAGUUCCGGACACUAAAACUGGCAAAUCUAGAUCAUUCAUAGUGACGAACGAAUUUUACGAUAUUUAUAAAAAAUAUGCCAAAUCACGUCCUACCAACUUAAAAACAAAAAGAUUUUUUAUUAGUUAUCGAAACGGUAAAUGUACAACUCAAAACAUCGGCAUCAACACUUUUGGUGGUAUGCCGAAAAAAUGGCAACGUUUUUGAAGUUGGCAAAUCCAGAAACUUACACUGGACAUUCCUUUAGAAGAAGUUCAACUACUUUGUUGGCUGAUUCUGUUGCUGAUCUUCUUAUCAUAAAAAGACACGGAGGAUGGAAAUCGAGUUCUGUUGCUGAAGGCUACAUCGAAAAUUCCGUGGACAACAAAAAACGAAUCGGUCAACAAAUCGCAGCUACUAUAACUUCCAGGCCGUCUACUUCAAUAGCUCAGCAGCCACAAAUUGAUGUAGCUAAUGAACCAGCAAGAGAAGCACCGAUCGACAUUGGAGUAAAAAACAAGAACAAUUUGAAUUUUGAAAUUUUUAAUACGGUCCCAUCAACAAAUUUCCAAAAUUUAAAUAUC
This is a messenger RNA of Polistes dominula (European paper wasp), 1348 nucleotides long. RefSeq lists its product as uncharacterized. Lineage: Eukaryota; Metazoa; Arthropoda; Insecta; Hymenoptera; Vespidae. Gene Ontology annotation, molecular function: DNA binding. The record is from RefSeq and is a predicted model, not a curated record. Gene Ontology annotation, biological process: DNA recombination; DNA integration.